CUUUGCUUCGAACAUACAAGACUAUGUGGCAAAUACAGUUUCCGGUGUUCUUAAUCCAAUUUUGGACGAUCCACUACAACAACCGAUUGCAGCGGGUGCUGGUAGUUCUCAAAAUGGUGCACCAUUCAAUUUCAGCUCGGCUACGAAUGGACCAUCUCGUCAGACACGACCAACGCCUAAUAGUGCUGCUCAUACAACUUCAACAGCACCAGCAUCCGAAGUAGGAAAUGUAGACGAUGAAAUGGAAGAAAUCCAUCCAUUAUUGAAGAAAAUUUCAAAAGA
Messenger RNA from Adineta ricciae, 282 nucleotides. Lineage: Eukaryota; Metazoa; Rotifera; Eurotatoria; Adinetida; Adinetidae. The record is from the annotation of a GenBank genome assembly.